Vitis vinifera (wine grape) is the source of this 1196-nucleotide messenger RNA. Its product is annotated as transcription termination factor MTERF6, chloroplastic/mitochondrial. NCBI's taxonomy places the organism in Eukaryota, Viridiplantae, Streptophyta, Magnoliopsida, Vitales, Vitaceae. Gene Ontology annotation, biological process: regulation of DNA-templated transcription. The record is from RefSeq and is a predicted model, not a curated record. Gene Ontology annotation, molecular function: double-stranded DNA binding. Bases 121 to 1116 code for a protein of 331 amino acids. The transcript has 2 exons.
AGCCUCUGCUGCACCCUCUGCCUUCACAAUUUCAUAAUUUUCAUGGAUGGGUAUGGUCCACUGCAAGUGAAGUAGAAGCCUUUUCCUCUUUCCUCGCCUGAUUUUCUCGGAAAAGGGGAUAUGGAAAUCAGCAGCUCUCAAAAUGGUAGCAUCAUGUGGUUCUUCAGGGAUAAAGGUUUUGAUGAUAAGAGCAUCCAUGAAAUGUUCAAGAAGUGCAAGCGCUUAGAGGGUGUGCACAGGGACAGAGCCUCUGAGAACUGGGCUUACUUGAGAACCAUUGGUAUUCAGGAUAGAAAGAUACCUUCCAUUGUUACAAAGUGCCCUAAAAUCCUUGCUCUAGGCCUCAAUGAGAAGAUUGUCCCUAUGGUCCAGUGCCUUGCCACUUUGGGAACAAAACCCAGUGAGGUUGCUUCAGCCAUAGCCAAAUUUCCUCACAUACUCUCUCAUAGUGUGGAAGAGAAGCUCUGUCCCCUCCUGGCUUUCUUUCAGGCACUGGGAGUCCCUGAGAAGCAACUUGGAAAGGUGAUCUUGGUCAAUCCUCGGCUCAUCAGCUAUAGUAUUGAAUCUAAGCUUACACAAAUUGUUGACUUUCUUGCUAGUCUUGGCUUUACCAGAGAGGGGAUGAUUGGUAAAGUUUUGCAGAAAUACCCAUUUAUCAUGGGCUAUAGUGUUGAUAAAAGGCUACGCCCUACUUCAGAGUUCUUGAAAUUAAUUGGUCUGACAGAGCAGGAUCUUCAAAAAGUGGCAAUGAAUUUCCCUGAAGUCUUCUGUAGAGAUGCAAACAAGAUUCUGAGCCCCAAUGUUGCUUAUCUAAAGAGAAGAGGGUUUGAAGAUGGACAGAUAGCAGCUCUAGUGUCUGGUUAUCCCCCUAUUUUGAUCAAGAGCAUAAAGAAUUCUUUAGAACCUAGGAUAAGGUUUUUGGUAGAAGUAAUGAAGAGAGAUAUUAAUGAAGUUGUUAACUAUCCUGACUUCUUCCGUUGCGGUUUAAAGAAGACAUUGGAGUUGAGGCAAAAACUUUUGGAACAGAGGAAAAUAGAAUGUAGCUUGAGUGAAAUGCUUGAUUGUAAUCAAAAGAAGUUCUUAUUAAAGUUUAAUUUGAUUGAAAGACCUACCUAAGGUACAGCAACAAUUUCUUUGCUCUGUUAUUAUGUAACCUGCGGUUAUGUUGGUCUUGCAAUAUAAAUUUAUUUCCUUCA